Phragmites australis (common reed) is the source of this 2211-nucleotide messenger RNA. RefSeq names its product pentatricopeptide repeat-containing protein At1g80270, mitochondrial-like. The transcript has 3 exons. Gene Ontology annotation, molecular function: protein binding. NCBI's taxonomy places the organism in Eukaryota, Viridiplantae, Streptophyta, Magnoliopsida, Poales, Poaceae. The record is from RefSeq and is a predicted model, not a curated record. The coding region runs from base 168 to 1934 and encodes 588 amino acids. Gene Ontology annotation, cellular component: mitochondrion.
UACCGGCGCUCCGCUGGCUCGAUCCCUCGACGCUAGGGCUAGGGCACCAAGGGCAGCUGGCGGCAGGUGCGACCGCGCGGCGAGCGAGGGAGCACCGUGGCGGGGCAGCAGUGUCCCGCGUCCACCGUCUGGGGUCGAGCUCGAGCGCCAGGCGCAGCCACGGCCACAUGGUGAUUCGGUUGAAGAAUGCUUCUUUGAGAUUUUUGCGAGACGUCGUCUGCCGGGUGUCGUCCCAAGUUCUUCCGGCUGGGUAUUCAGAAGAUGUUCACCCUUUGAUUCGGAGGUUUUGCUUGGCGCGUACUGGAAGACACACCAACAUCAAAGUUGAUGACAAGUUCUCAUAUCAGGGUGCAGCUGAUCUGCCCCGUGGCAACUCUGAUCAUGAUGGUGAGCCCAGUCAUGACAUCCAUGCAAUGAGGAAAGAAUUCAGGAAACAUGGACACAAGAAACGGCAUGGAACAAAAGCUAAUAAUUCAGUGCCUAGGGUUUCUCAGAAGGGUUGCUAUCAUGUAAAGAAAUUGCCAGGCAGAGCCUUCCAACCUUACAUUUUCCAGAUCGUAUUGGACACUCCUAGGAAUGUUCUUAGAACCGUGCUUGAUAAAUGGAUGGAAGACGGUAACCAUCUGGAAAGAAAUGAAGUCCUGCUGGUUUUGUUCCAUCUCAGGAAGCAGCUGCUGUACAACAAGGCUUUGCAGUUCAUGGAGUGGAUUGAAAGAAGAAAACUACUAAAUUUUGAAGAACGUGAUUAUGCUUGUCAUCUUGAUUUGAUAGCACGGAACCAUGGUAUUGAAGCUGCUCAAAAAUACAUCGAGAGGGUCCCAAAACCCUUCAGGAAUGAGGUGCUCUAUGAAACUCUACUUGUUAACUGUGUGUGUCUGACUGAUAUCCAGAAGGCAGAACAAGUCUUCAAGGAAAUAAGGGACCUCUUUUUACCUUUAACUAUCUCUGUUUGCAACCAAAUGAUAUUGCUGUACAAGAGGGUUGCUCGCAAUAAGGUAGUUGACAUUCUUAUGUUGAUGGAAAAGGAAAAUAUAAAGCCUUCCCCCUUUACAUACAGGCUCCUAAUUAACUUGAAAGGGCAGUCAAAUGACAUAUCAGGCAUGGAGUUGGUCUUAAAUAUGAUGAAGGACAAUGGUGUUGAGCCAGAUUUUGCCACACAAACAAUGGUUGCUAAAUUCUACAUAUCAGGUGGGCUCACAGAGAAAGCAGAGGAGGUCAUCAGAGCUAUGGAAGUAUAUAUAAAAGAUAAACGUCAUGCCAUCAGAUCUCUUCUUGACCUUUAUGCUGUUCUUGGCAGGCCAGAUGAUGUAGCAAGAAUAUGGAAGUUGUGCACCGAACCAAAGUUGGAAGACUUCUUGGCUGCGAUUGAGGCAUGGGGUAAACUUGGACGUAUUGAACAGGUGGAAGAGACCUUCGAAGCGCUGCUAAAGACAUCACCUAAGCUCACUUCCAAGUACUAUAAUGCCAUGCUGAAGGUGUAUGCAGGAAAUGAACUCCUGGCCAAGGGCAAAGAGUUUUUAGAGAGGAUGUGUUUCAGUGGGUGCCCAAACGGCCCUCUAACCUGGGAUGCACUUGUUAAGCUUUAUGUGAAUUCAGGUGAGUUGGAGAAAGCCAACUCAUUUUUAUUGAAUGUGACAGAAGAAAAUCCUGACAGAAAUCCCCUUUUCGGUUCAUACAUAAUUUUACUGAAGGCAUAUGCAGAAAAGGGUGAUGUCCGUAAUGCUGAGAUGAUAUUUGAUAGGCUGAAGAAGAUCAGGUACCCAGGAAGGACACCGCCUUAUGGUUUCUUACUUGAAGCUUAUGUCAAUGCCGAGGUUACACCCCACGGAUUCCGAGAGAGGAUGAGAGCUGACAAUGUGUGCCCGAGCAAGCCAGUGAUAGAACAAUUGAAGCGUCUCGACAACUUGCAGAAAGGAGCAGAAACGAUAGAGUGAAUUUUCUUUCUUUCAUCCUUCUGUGGAGGACCACAUCAACACUUCUUGAGAAGUUCCGCGCAAAGGAGGUGACUUGGAGCGGUUAGACUGUAGAAUAGAAAAAUUCACCAGGCUGCUGUUUGCUUUCUGACAUGAAUUAUUUGUUCCUGGUAUGCAUAGUUACCGGAUAAUAAAAGUUUUAGGCGAGCUGCUAAUACGAAUUGGACACUUCUCCUGAUGAUAUUUCUGUUCAGAUUCAUAAUUGGUAAUAAAGGGAAAUGAAAACAGAUAUUUUUCA